Molecule: messenger RNA, 1173 nt
Organism: Brassica napus (rape)
Lineage: Eukaryota; Viridiplantae; Streptophyta; Magnoliopsida; Brassicales; Brassicaceae
Exons: 2
Coding region: 156-872 (238 amino acids)
Source: RefSeq, a predicted model, not a curated record
CCAUGUUGUUAUCUUGUAUAAUCAAAACACUUAACCAACAGAAAAAUCAAAAUCUGAAGCUAAAAACAGAUACACGAUCAUAUUACUGAAAAUAUACGUAUAAAUACAUUUAUUAUUCAUAUAUACACAAAACACAUUUAAUCCGUAACGUUAUUAUGGCGUUUGAUGAAGAUAUGAAAAUGUCGUCUUUCCUUAGAGAAGAAGAGCACCACUCGCUAUCGAGGCUCUCCGUUUGUUAUAACCACGACGGUGAUGAAGCCGACGUAGAGCCGUCCGACUCCGACGAAAAACUUGUCGGCGGAGGAGAGAAAGCCAUGGAGCAGCAGCUAGAGUUUUCAGAUUCCGACAAAGGGUCAACGGGUUGUCAGUCACUUCCGGCGACGCCACCAAGAUGGAGAAGGCGGCGAGGUUCGACGCUGAGCUCGCCGGUGUCCGGAGAUAAAGCUUACGCGAGCGAGAACGAAGCGGGAAAGAAAAAACAAGAGAGUAACAACAAUCCUAGGAGGAGGAGGAAGUUGCGACCGGAGUAUCCGCCGUGGGUGGACAGUAUGCGGAGGAGCUAUGCUGAAGAACAGAGCGGUUACGGUGGAGGAGUGGUGGUGGUGACGAAGCCUAAAGGAGGAGGAAGGCCAUUGUGUAUGGAUUUAGGGGAAGUCGAAGCUUGUAAGGAUUUAGGAUUUGAGCUCGAACCGGGUCGGGUCUCUUAUUCCGGGUCAACGAUGGGUACUAGUAGUGGCGGCAAUUCUCCCGUCUCCCCCAACCACCGUAUCUCUAGUCCCGGGGAUGAUCCAAACAAAGUGAAAGCUAGGCUGAAGGCAUGGGCGCACGCUGUGGCUUUUGUGUCUACCACUCAUCGUCAACGUCCUUCCUAAUUCUUUUUGAUCGUUAACACAAUCUUAUAUCGAUUUUUUCACAUAAAAAAAAAGAAACACAAAGUUGCAUGCAUUUUCGAGUUGCGUUUUGAAACUUUUUGUUUGCGUUUUUGUUUUUUUCUGUCACUUUACGGAUUGAUUUUUCUCUUUGUGCCGACGAUGGAAUUUGUUGAUUGAUAUGGCCAUAAGCCAAAAGUAUAGAAAAAGAUACAAGUACAACUACUAAACUUUGUUGAUUGAUUUUUCCAGCAUAUUGUAAUAUUACAACAUUAGUGAAAAUAUUACCAAUUUAUUCUAAAAA